Molecule: messenger RNA, 179 nt
Organism: Funneliformis caledonium
Lineage: Eukaryota; Fungi; Glomeromycota; Glomeromycetes; Glomerales; Glomeraceae
Source: the annotation of a GenBank genome assembly
GUUUGAAAGUGAAACAUCAAGCAACUCUUUUAUGAACAUUGAUUUUAUAAAUGAUGACCAGUCUUAUACAAAUAAAACAUCUUCAACAAGCUUUAAAAUUGAUGAGUAUAACUCAAGUGAAUCUAUCGAAUAUGUGAAUAAGUUUUCUGAUUCAAGUGAAUCUUCUGUAAAUAAUAAUA